Molecule: messenger RNA, 667 nt
Organism: Benincasa hispida (wax gourd)
Lineage: Eukaryota; Viridiplantae; Streptophyta; Magnoliopsida; Cucurbitales; Cucurbitaceae
Source: RefSeq, a predicted model, not a curated record
UUUUGUUCUCUUCUCUUCACUACUCAAAACACUUUCCUUUGUUUUGUGUGUAAAAUCUUGGAAAGAUCAUAUGUCAAGUAGUAAAGGCAAGGAUGUUCAUGAAGGAUCAUCGUCAAAUUCCUCUUCUUCUUCGUCUCUAAUUGUUGUUGUUGACGAUCAUAAUCAACAACAACAUCAGUUUCAACGAGAAGAAGCAGCAAUAGCAGCAACAACAACAAUAGCACCGGUGAGUCGGUAUGAGUCUCAGAAGAGGAGAGAUUGGUACACGUUCGGACAAUAUUUGAGGAACCAAAGGCCCCCAUUGGCUAUAUCUCAAUGCAAUUCAAGUCAUGUAUUGGAAUUCCUUAGAUAUCUUGACCAAUUUGGGAAGACAAAAGUGCAUUUAAAUGGGUGUGGAUUCUUUGGAGAACCUGAGCCACCAGGUCCUUGUACUUGCCCUCUUAGACAAGCUUGGGGUAGCCUUGAUGCACUUAUUGGUCGCCUUAGAGCUGCUUAUGAAGAAAAUGGAGGCUCCUCAGACACUAACCCAUUUGCUAGUGGUGCUAUUAGGGUUUACUUGAGAGAAGUUAGGGACUCUCAAUCCAAGGCAAGAGGAAUCCCAUACAAGAAGAAGAAGAAAAAGAAGAAUCCAAUUACCACUCAUCAACAAGAGUAUGUCUGGAAAUGA